Molecule: messenger RNA, 669 nt
Organism: Rhincodon typus (whale shark)
Lineage: Eukaryota; Metazoa; Chordata; Chondrichthyes; Orectolobiformes; Rhincodontidae
Product: dnaJ homolog subfamily B member 5-like
Exons: 2
Coding region: 1-669 (222 amino acids)
Biological process (GO): negative regulation of transcription by RNA polymerase II
Cellular component (GO): cytosol
Molecular function (GO): protein-folding chaperone binding
Source: RefSeq, a predicted model, not a curated record
AUGACAGGUCUGAAGGCUGGAGGAGCCUCUACUGGUGGUCCUGGUAAUACGUUCCACUACACUUUUCAUGGUGAUCCCCAUGCUACUUUUGCAUCCUUUUUUGGUGGUUCCAGUCCUUUUGAUAUUUUCUUUGGCACUCCAGGACGCUCCAGAAUGAGUGCUGACUUUAGUCAUGAUGACAUGGACAUUGAUGAUGAUGACCACGAUCCCUUCAACGCAUUUAACCAUUUUGGUUUCAAUGGAAUGAAUGGAUUUCACCGGCGGCAUCCAGGCUCCCUCCAUACUCGGAGAAAGAUACAGGAUCCCCCUGUCAUUCAUGAACUUAGAGUAUCCCUUGAAGAAAUCUACCAUGGUUGCACUAAAAGAAUGAAGAUCACCCGUAGACGGUUGAACCCAGAUGGCCGAACCACAAGGACCGAAGACAAGAUUUUGAAUGUUGUUAUUAAGAAAGGUUGGAAAGAGGGCACAAAAAUCACAUUCCCCAGGGAAGGUGAUGAAACAGCAACCAACAUCCCAGCUGAUAUUGUCUUUAUUCUGAAAGACAAACCUCAUCUUCAUUUCAAGAGAGAUGGAUCCAAUGUAGUUUAUGUCGUGAAAGUCACUCUUAGGGAAGACCACAUCCUCUUCCUACUUGGCUUCGCUGGUACCAUUGUGGACCACAACCUCUGA